Saprolegnia parasitica CBS 223.65 is the source of this 243-nucleotide messenger RNA. RefSeq lists its product as hypothetical. The record is from RefSeq and is a predicted model, not a curated record. The coding region runs from base 1 to 243 and encodes 80 amino acids. Lineage: Eukaryota; Oomycota; Saprolegniomycetes; Saprolegniales; Saprolegniaceae. The transcript has 3 exons.
AUGCUCAACAUCAACGGGCACCGCGACCUCGAACAAGCCGAACAGUCGAUCGAAGACAAGGACAAGACGCGCCAAAUCGACGACCUCAAGCAUUUCAAGAGCGUGCUCGACGACCCGCCUAUGGCCGUCGCGCGAAGAAGCGCCAGGCGACCGCGACGUACCCGCCACAAGAAGGCCGAGGACGACGCGAACGAAGAGCGCGGGAUCUUCGGCGACGCUCUCGCGAAGCUGAUGGCCUUUUAG